AUGGUGUCAGAAGUAAACACGGACACUUUUGAUCCUAUUCCCGCCAACGGACAUACGUGCAUCAUGUCGGAUGGAUUUCGCAGACCAGACCCCCUCGUCUUUGAUGAGAACAUCGCGGAGAAUUGGCGAGUGUUUGAACAGGAAUAUGACAUUUUUAUCGCGGCGGCACACUCUGACAAGUCGGCCCGCACACAAGCCUACAUUCUCCUCAAUCUAGCAGGAUCGGAGGCCAUUGAAAGGGAGAGGUCGUUCGUCUACACGCCCGCGGUGAGAGGACCCGACGUCGACGACGCACCGGGACACAUCAUCACUCCUGCAGAGUCAAAAGAGGACCCUGAAUGCUUGAAGAGGAAAUUCCGGGCAAUCUGCAGUCCCCGAAUAAACAUUAUAGUGGAGAGACACAAGUUCAAUGCACGGUUCCAAAACCAAGGUGAGACAUUCGAAUCAUAUGUCACAGAUCUAAAGAUAAAAGCAAAGAGCUGUAACUUUGGACCACUGCAAGACGAGCUCAUCCGUGACAGAUUGGUUUGUGGCAUAAAUGAUGACAAUCUGAGAAAAAUAAUGCUGCGUGACAGUGAGCUGACUCUAGCUAAAGCAAUCUCUGUGUGUCAAAUUUAUGAGCAAACAGAACAACACACCAGGGUAUUGUCUACACCGCAUACUCCCACUAGUGUUGACAGUCUGCAGUACAAAUGUGGCAGGAAGCAGAGAUUUGAGCCACGACAGAGGGCGCAGACAGGGAGAAACGGUCAGCCCAUUGUCAACUGUAACAAUUGUGGUGGCAGCCAUGAUGCCAAGAAGGAAAGUUGUCCAGCUUUUGGUCAACAAUGCCACGCAUGCAAAAAAUGGAACCACUACAAGAAAUGCUGCAGGUCAGUGCAGAGAUACCCUAGGAUGCAGGGCUCCAGGGAGUCCGUCCACCACCUCGAACUGAACCAAGCCACGGGCAGCACUGCUGAAGAUGACUCAUUCUGUAUUGAUGGGAUAGCACCAGUCGUCGUACACACAAUAUGCUCAAAUGUGCAAGAAAAGAAUGUAGCGUUCGCCACCAUGCACAUCAACGGCAAAGCUGUCGAGAUGAAAGUCGACACGGGUGGACAGUGCAACGUUCUAUCAUAUGAUGCUUUCAAACAUGUGGAGAGCGGAGAACAGAUUGACCGCUCGAUAAUCACCAACCUUGUCGCAUAUGGGGGAAACAUGAUCAGCACCUUGGGCUCAGUCGUCUUACAAUGUCAGCUUGCAGGUCAGCAGUAUACACUACAGUUCCACAUUGUGGAGAGGAAUGUCCAGCCACUACUAGGCCUACCAGCAAGCCUGCACAUGAAUCUAGUGAAACUGAGCAAGGAUGUUCACCAACUCAGUGUGAACACAGAGGCCAACCUGCCGCACAAGAUCUUCACAGAAGAUGAGCUCACCAUCGAGGAGGGUGUCGUCAUGAAAGCUGGGCUCACCUGCACAGAGACUAAUGUCAAGGCAGACCCGUACCACCCUCCCAGUCAGCAGACAGCUAUUGCAACCAGCAUCCCUCAACACCAAACAAGUCACAGCCCAGCUCCAGAAGAAGAGGCUCUCCCAGAAGCUGAGCUAUGA
Knipowitschia caucasica is the source of this 1590-nucleotide messenger RNA. The record is from the annotation of a GenBank genome assembly. Lineage: Eukaryota; Metazoa; Chordata; Actinopteri; Gobiiformes; Gobiidae.